CCUCUCCAACUUUAGAUCGGUUUACGUCUAACUACACUAACACUAAGCCGAAAGUCAAUUCAUGCGACGCAAUCGAAUCAGAUUCCCUCCGCAUUCCAAUUUGGAUUAAGCAACCCAGCCAAGGCCACCGCACACCUCUUUCGCUGCAUGCACCUCUAAACCGGGCGACCGCGGCUCCGGUCUGAAACAACCUGUCAGAAAAAAGAAGAAUAAUAAAAAAAUAGGAGAGAGCCGACCGGAAUAUGGAAACGAGAUGAGGUCGACAUUCGAUCGCAUCCACGCGCACACACACACGGGAAACACAUAUACCACUACUAGGUAUUGUACUACCGUGGGUAACAAAGUAAUUCCCCAUUAUUUUAUUUACCUAUACAUUUCUGAAUCGGGAUAAGCGCCAAAUCGAUCGGGGAUGGCUCCCAGCAACAGCCUUGCACCACCGCCCAUAUCUAUCACUCCCAUUAUCAAGACUCCCGACGACGAUCUUGACCGCGACGACGAUAGUCCUCAGGUGGACUUGGAUUACGCCUUGUACGAGCGUAGGAGCUUACUACUUACGCCCGACCGCGAUACUUUUUACGAUCCCAAUCGCUUAUCGCCUGUAGCUCCCACUUUCCAAGUCAACGACUUCUCCAGUAGUCCUCCCAACAUGACGUCCAGCUCGGGAGGUCCCAACGAAAACGCUUCGCCAAUUGAUAUCCCCGGUUCCUCCAAUGCCGUCCCGAAUCCGUUCAACUUCCAAACCCAGGUCAUCUCCACCUCCCCCGUCAAGCCGAAUGUUGGCCAGCGCCGUGGCCACAAGUACAAGCACUCGAGCAUCAGCGCCCAGCACCAGAUCUUCCAAGAGCCGCCGCCACGUCCACCGCUUGCUCUACCGCGCGAUCUACCUAUACCCACUGUAAAAGAGGCUUGGAAGUCUAUGUCCAAGGACCAGCGCCGCCGGCUUUAUUGGUGCAUAUGCCACGGCGUCAUCGCCAUAUCCGUUUUCCUCUCCGCCCACGGCUCCCUCGCCAUGACAGCCCUCUCCCACCUAGUAUUAUUCGACGUCGGGUCAGCCCUGAUCUGCGUGGCCGUCGAGGUCCUGGGUAACUUCGAAGUGUGGAAACGGAGCAGCAUCCGGCACCCCUUCGGACUGGAGCGCGCCGAGGUGCUCGCCGGCUUUGCUCUAAGCAUCUUCCUUAUCUUCGGCGGGUUUGACCUAGUUAGUCAUAAUCUGAAGCACGUCCUCGAGGGCAAAGGCGGGCACUCGUCGCACCACCCCGAUCCCCAUGAGGGACUGGCCCCCAGAGUCCCACUCGGAGACGUUGAUAUGGCAAGUCUGGCCGCCAUUAUCGCAACCCUUGUGAGCGCGUACGGACUAAGAAACCACGCUCGCAUUAGCAAGGUCAUGCGUGUGAGCUACCUUGCUAGCCUACCCAGCGUCCUCUCGAACCCCUUCCACUUCUUAACGCUCUCCACGUCCGCCCUCAUGGUCGUGCUCCCCCUCCUAUUCAUUCCUAUCGGCGUCCUUCUCGACAGCACUAUCUGCGCCCUAGUAGCUAUAGCUAUGUUCGCGCUCGGCCUUCGUCUCGCCAUAGCCCAGGGCCUAAUGCUACUGAUGAGUUACGGUGGACGCUCCGGGUCCGGCCGGAACAAGGACGUUGGCGUCGCGGACGUGGUGCGCGAGAUCGAGGCCGAGCCGAGCGUUGAACGGGUCGAGGAGGCACAGUUCUGGCAGGUGCACUAUGGUCUCUGCAUGGCGAACCUCAAGCUCUCGGUUAGCAGGGGCGCCGACGACGCGGCCAUAAGCCGCCUUCGCGCUCGUGUGUCGAGUCUGAUUCAGAAUCGUCUGGGCGAGGGGUACGGCAAGGGCGGCAGCUUGAGAUGGGAGGUCAGUCUGCAGAUGGGCACAGCAGGGACGUACUAGCCCGGUAGUAGGUAGUGAGUGUUGCUUUUUCACGCGUAUAUGGCUUUCUCUCUUGAGCUCGGAAUAAAAAAAAACUUAGUAAUGGGGGUGUAUACAUACAUACACGCACGCAUCAUACAUACAAUACAUAAUGAGGGCGGUGUUGGUGUUGGCGUUGGCGUUGUCGUUGUUAGACCUAGAUAGGCACACAAAAACCAGACUAGAGUAGAGUGUAUGAGGCGAGGCGAGGGGGGGUUAGCGGACGGCGCAUACGUCUCGAUACUUUUCGCUGUAUAUAGUUACUUUUGGCGGCGAGGCUUUGUACAUAUAUACAUACCUGUUUUUAUGGCAGCCCGUGGGCUUGCAAGGGGGCGCAGAAAAUGAAAUAAAAUAAUAGUUAAAGGAACGGAACGGAACGAUGUUUACUUGUGCUUUAAGGGUAUAUAUAGGAGCUUAUGGUGUGUUAGGUAGGUAGGUAGUGAUGGUGAGAAGUGUAGUUGAGAGAUGCCAUCCAUAAGUGCGCUAUAACAAAAGGACACCCGAGGAUAUGGAAAUACUGUUCUCCCCCUCGGUCUAGUAUAGAGGCAAUCAUGUAAAGCGUAUAAUUUCCUGGGCUAGGUUGACGUGUCCAUCAGAUAUAUCGAACACUACUACCUAUGAGGGAUAGGUCAAAUAUAG
Daldinia vernicosa is the source of this 2560-nucleotide messenger RNA. RefSeq names its product cation efflux family-domain-containing protein. The transcript has a single exon. Gene Ontology annotation, molecular function: zinc ion transmembrane transporter activity. Gene Ontology annotation, biological process: intracellular zinc ion homeostasis; zinc ion transport; transmembrane transport. The coding region runs from base 410 to 1903 and encodes 497 amino acids. NCBI's taxonomy places the organism in Eukaryota, Fungi, Ascomycota, Sordariomycetes, Xylariales, Hypoxylaceae. Gene Ontology annotation, cellular component: Golgi apparatus; membrane. The record is from RefSeq and is a predicted model, not a curated record.